GCUCAGCAGCCCCCGAAGGUAUGCAGGGCCGGGGCUGGCAGGCAUGGCAUUUGCUCCCCCCACUCUCCUCCUGCGUACUCACACCUCCAUGAUCGUCUCCUCCCCUCAGCAGCAGCUUCGUCCCCAUCCGCUUACUACGAGUCCUGCCGGAUCGACCUCUGCAACCCGUCCCACGAGAGCAAGCUGUUCGCUCUCAAUGUUGUCGGAGGAAGGAGGAGGGGCUUCACUGGUCGACCUGGCGCUUGACUUCCCGUGGUUCUUUGUGCCUGGACUGACUGCUGUCUUCUUCUUGCUGGCAAGGGGGCGAUCGAUUGGCAGAUUUUUUGAAGAUAUCCUGGACUUCCUUGACCAAAAAGGAGGGUAUGUGAUCACAGAAGAGCAGCUCAAAGGAAAGAGCACGAGCGAAGAUGCUGAAAUCAACUUCAAGAGCAUCGAAGAAUCGUUCAACAAACCGAAACCUUUGCAACAGGAUGAGAACAUCAACGUCUUCCUGCUGAUGCUACUGAUCGCGCCAUUACUAGGGUGGCUGCAAUGGGCAAUCAAGACCGGCAAGAACCUUCCAUUCUGAGCACAUCGGGGAACACAAACACGCUUCAUUCACAUUCCUUGGGGUCCAUGACGAUGCGACUUCGAGUUGAGAGACAGAAGAGAAGGAGUGUCCGCUCCGAGAGGGUUACGUACGUGUCUAUCAUGUUCUUUUAUUCAUUACACCGGCACUUAUG
This is a messenger RNA of Guillardia theta CCMP2712, 722 nucleotides long. RefSeq lists its product as hypothetical. The coding region runs from base 44 to 568 and encodes 174 amino acids. The record is from RefSeq and is a predicted model, not a curated record. NCBI's taxonomy places the organism in Eukaryota, Cryptophyceae, Pyrenomonadales, Geminigeraceae. The transcript is spliced from 2 exons.